UAAAAAUGGGUUUGCACUUGCAAAGUUGCAAACUACAGAAGCAGAGCACUGAAGAGAGUUCUCCCGCGCCGCCGUAGAGCCCUAGCCUGAGCCACCGCAGCGGUCGACCCUGGCAGCCUCACGCCGUCGCAGUCGCAGUGUAGGUAUCCCUCUUCUAAUGAGCAAAGAUGCUGCGAAGACAUGUUCAAACUGUUGGUAAUCUCCUUGAGAGAGUUGUACAAGAUCAUGUUGUGCAGCUCAGAGGUAAAAAUCCACAUAUCUGUCUUUGGUACUCUACUGUGUCUACUUGCAAUGAGCUGCCGAGAAAGCUCAACAAGUCUGAGAGAAAACCACCAGUGACAAGUUUUAAUGAACUUAAGCGCGAAGCUAGACUGAAGAAAAAGGAGAGACAAAAGGUGCAUGAGGUUAUACUACAACCUCCUGAAAAUGGCUUGUUGGUUGAGCAUUUAGUUCCGGUUGCUCAUGAAGUUUAUGCUGCCAGAUGUGAACUAUUAUCUAGUGUUUCAAGACUUGUCAACUACACUGCUAUUUAUACAUGCAGCUUAUGUGGAGAAGUUCAUGUUGGUCAUCCUCCGCAUAAAAUUAAAACAUGUGAUGUUAGAGGAAGCCCAUCAAGCAAGGAACAUACUUGGGUCAAAGGUGGUGUCGACCAUGUUCUUCCACUGGUAGAGUCAUUUCAUCUGUAUGAUAGAAUAGGAAGGGCUGUUUCACAUAAUGAAAUGCUUGAAGUGGACCGAAUUCCAGCAAUUGUUGAAUUGUGCAUCCAAGCAGGUUUUGACAUACCUGAGUAUCCUACCAGGAGAAGGUCCUUCCCUGUUUACUGUGUUGCUGGUAGGAUUAUUGAUUUUGAGAAACGAUUUCCAAAAGAAAUUUCUCUUGGUGAAGAUAUAGAGGCACAUGGGUUUUGGUAUAAGAAGAAAAGAUCAGAUGAUUCUGUGGCAAUGCAAUCUGAUGAUGUCCAAGCUAUUGCUGUUCAAGGGAUGAAAGCCUGGGAAAAAAUGCGCACAGGAGCUUCAAAACUUAUGGAGAAAUAUGCUGUCCAAACUUGUGGAUAUUGUCCAGAGGUACAAGUGGGACCCAAAGGUCAUAGAGUACGAAAUUGUCAAGCUUUCAAACACCAGAUGAGGGAUGGGCAGCAUGCAUGGCAAGAGGCAACAAUUGAUGAUUUGGCACCUCCGGUAUAUGUCUAUCACAUUCGAGAUCGGCAACCUUGGAAGCCUUUGGUAAAUGAGUUGAAAAGGUACUAUGGUAUGCUUCCUGCAGUGGUUGAGCUAUUUUCCCAGGCUGGGGCACCAGUUGAAAAGGGUUAUGCAUGUAUGAUGAGGGAAGAUAUUGUAGUCCCUGAAUUGGAUGAGGAAAAGUGGGUUGUUUAAAGCCAUGAGUUCGUAUGCAUGAAGGAAUCAUUUGGUCACUGGAAGAGUCUGAAUAUGAAAACUUAAGCUUUAAUUCCUUUCAAACUUGUCUAAUGUGGAUAAUUAGGGAAGUAAUAGGAUGAAAAUAAGAACAUUGGACUAAACUAUAUUGUGCUCCGCUGGCAAAUCAAGGUUGCAGUCUGGAUCAUAUAGACCAUAUAUGCUUUUGGCACCCACUGCAGGUCAAGAAACUUGGAUUUCUUGAUUGGAUUCCUUCGCAAACAGCUCUUCAUCCUGUCACCAAUCUCUUUCUUCCCUUUAGUCAGUUUAUAGCCCACUCUGUUUUUAUGCAAUAUUUUGCAAUAUAAUUUUCUGCUACUUAAAUCAAAGAAAAUCUUAAUCCACAGGAUUAGUUUAGCAUUUUUGUGGUAUACAAAAGACAGAGAUAGUUGACAGUGUACUGGAUAAGGAGGAAAAGUUGUCUUUCUUGCCAAAUAUAUUAUGAAGAGGAAGAAAACAUGAGGGGAACUUCAAAGAUGGGAAAUAACCGUAAAUUAAUUCCAGAGCUCCAGAGCCAUAAGAUUUGCAGAAAAGGUAUAUCCUCUAUAUUUUUUUUGAAAAUUUUUCUUGUUUGCUGGAAAUGUCUUGGUUGUGUGGAGUGGAUGAUUGUUAUACAUUUUGUUUCUGAAUUAUUUCCCUGAAAUUGCUAUCACACCAAUAUCAAACAGGACAUAUCCAUCAAGAAAGGAACUCUACUAAGAAAUACUCUACCCAAACAGAACCUCACCAUUGAGCCAUCUUCAAAUCCCCUGUUCCAUUGAACCAUAACAGUCACAUGGCUUUCAUGCCUCUGUUUCACUAUCAUAUUGGGUUUACCUAAACAGUGAGUGUAUACUGCUUUCUUCAUAUUAUUUUUAUUCAAUAUUUUGUGUUCAACUAUAGUUUAAUUUGGGGUCUUUUCACUUUAAGGUUCCUAUCUUUCUAUUCAUUGAUGUUUUGCCUUUUCUUUGAACUGUAUGAUGUAUCUGUUUGCACAAGAUCUGGGGAGGAUGAGAAUCCUCAAAAAGAUAGCAAGUGUUGGCAAUUUGUACUGGUGAUUUUUACCAUAUAUCAAACUUCCUUGUCUAGUAAAAGACAUGAUGUCUAGCCUUGAAUUUA
Messenger RNA from Cajanus cajan (pigeon pea), 2510 nucleotides. RefSeq names its product APO protein 3, mitochondrial. NCBI's taxonomy places the organism in Eukaryota, Viridiplantae, Streptophyta, Magnoliopsida, Fabales, Fabaceae. The record is from RefSeq and is a predicted model, not a curated record. Gene Ontology annotation, molecular function: RNA binding.